This is a messenger RNA of Saprolegnia parasitica CBS 223.65, 1329 nucleotides long. RefSeq lists its product as hypothetical. The transcript is spliced from 7 exons. The annotation marks the transcript as partial. The record is from RefSeq and is a predicted model, not a curated record. NCBI's taxonomy places the organism in Eukaryota, Oomycota, Saprolegniomycetes, Saprolegniales, Saprolegniaceae.
AUGGCCGAUACCCUCCUGGCGCGGCUGGACCGCUGGGGCGCCGAGCAGCCCGAGAAGACGGUCUACGCCUUUGCUGACGACAAUGGCAUCAUCACGGCCUCGUUGACGUACAAGGAACUGGACGAACGUACGCUCAACCUCGCCCGCUGGAUGCGUGCACCGGCGUCGUCCAAAGGCAUGGGUCUCUUGCCGGACGAGAAGGUGCUGCUCGUGUAUCCGCCGGGCCUUGACUUUAUCGUGGCCUUUCUUGCGUGCUUGCGCGCUGGCGUCGUUGCCGUGCCCGUCUACCCUCCAGACCCGCGCAAGCUGCGCAAGGACAUUGUCAUGUUUACGACCGUGUGUUCGAACGCCGGCGCCAAGACCGCUCUCACGUGCGCGAGCUACAACCACGUCAAGAAGAUUCUCGACAUCAAGCAAAAAAUGACGUUCUCGGAGCGCUACCCAUGGCCCGACCUCGAUUGGGUCGAGACGGACCGGCUCAUCCACGCGCCUGCGCCGAGCUCGAUGACGCUUGCAGCGCCGAGCGCCGACGCCAUUGCGUUUCUGCAAUACACGUCCGGAUCGACGUCCGAUCCCAAGGGCGUCAUGAUCUCGCACGGCAAUCUCACGAGUAACUUGCAUCUGAUUGUUGACGCGCUCGCGGCGCGCCAGGACGCGGUCGUUGUCUCGUGGCUUCCGCAGUACCAUGACAUGGGGCUCAUCGGCGCCUACUUGGGCAUCCUCUUCUCGGGCGGCAACGGCGUCUACCUCUCGCCCUUUUCGUUCAUCAAGAACCCGUCCCUUUGGAUUGCGCUCAUCGCCAAGCACAAGGCAACGCAUCUCCAGGCGCCCAACUUUGCUUACGCCCUCUGCGCGCGCAAGUUCCAAUCGCCGUCGCCCACUCUCGACCUCUCGAGCGUCCGCCACAUGAUCAACGGCGCCGAGCCCGUCGAUGUCCACGCGAUCGACGCGUUCUAUGCGACGUUUUCGCCGUUGGGGCUGCCGCGCGGCGUCAUUCGACCGACGUACGGGCUCGCCGAACACACGGUGUACGUGUGUGACUCGCCGCCAACGCUCACGCACCUCCGCGUCGUCAAAUCGGUGCUCGAGUCGGAGGACAAGAUGGAGAAGGCGACGGCGGCGACGCCCGCCAACGACGUCAAGGACAUGGUCGGGUGCGGCGAACCAUCCGUCGACGUGCGGAUUGUCAACGCCGACACACGCCGGACGCAGCCCGACGGCCUCGUCGGUGAGAUCUGGAUCCGCAGCUCGUCGACGACGCAAGGCUACUUCAACUUGCCGGCGCUCACGCAAGAGAUGUUUCACGCGUCGCUCGCAGACGCUCCUGAU